AUGGCCUCCAAGAUAAUUGUUGUUGGAGGUGUGAAUUCUGCCUUUAAACAAGUUUUUGGCAAGCUGCAAAAGCUCCAAGCAAAGCAGAACUUUUCAUUCUCCGUGAUUGUUGGGGACCUUUUUCAAGGAGGUCCUGAUACCGGUGACGAUGAAGAAUUAACUGCACUUUUAAAAGGGGAAAUUACUGUGCCUUUACCCACUUAUUUUACAGUUGGGAACCACAGGAUCCCACAAGCGGUUAUUGACAAGCUGGAGAAAGAUGAUGAAGUCUGUCCAAAUCUGUAUUUCCUAGGCAGACGGGGUGUUCUUACAACUUCCGAAGGUGUAAAAAUUGUUUCCCUCGGUGGUAACUGGGAGUCAGCAGCUACGCCUGUCCCAGGGGUCAAUGAGAAAUAUUUGCCACAAUACACAGACUUUGAUUGCAAGUCACUCUACAGUACAGAGAAUGCAGACAUCCUGAUAACGAAUCAGUGGCCUAAAUCAAUACAGCAAGGGUCAAAGGUUUUAGUGGAUGAGACGAGCGCGGUUGAGGGUACUCAGUCCCUUGCAGAUUUGUGCGCCACUUUGAAGCCCCGAUACCACUUUGCUUCCCAGACAUCCUUCUUUUUUGAGCGUGAGCCCUUCUUUCACAUUCCCGUAGAGGACGAUGCAGGGUUGAAACAUAUCACGAGGUUCCUCAAUUUGGCGCCUUUCAAUGCGUCAUCAAAGCAAAAAUGGCUAUAUGCCUUCAAUCUGGAUCCAAGUUCUCCUCCCCCCACAACUAUUCCCACAGGAGCCACAGUAACCCCCUUUCUGAAUGCCUCCAAGAAAAGACAAGCACUGGAUGACCAACGCGCUACCUUUAGUCGAUUUUCACAUGGCGAUGAGGACCAUCAUCGAGCGAAAAAGCGAGUUCGAAGAGCAGCUCCCGACCAAUCAGAAUGCUUUUUCUGCCUCUCAAAUCCGAACAUCGCGACUCAUCUCAUUACGUCGAUCGGGACGGACUGCUAUCUCACCAUUGCAAAAGGACCGCUGACCACGGCUAGCACCUUUCCCAAACUGGGAUUUCCGGGCCACAUGUUGAUUGUUCCGCUUACCCAUGCAGCAACUUUCUCCACGAUGGGUGAUCCUGACACGACAAGAUCAACGUACGACGAAAUGCAAAAAUAUAGGUCAGCUCUCCAUUCGAUGCUGGAAGAAAGGUCAAAUGGGGAACUGGGCGCAGUGACCUGGGAAGUUAGUCGCGGCGGCGGUGUUCACCUCCACUGGCAGUUCCUCCCCGUAUCCCGGAGUCUUGUCUCGCGCGGCCUCGUGGAAGCUGCAUUCAAGGUAGAAGCCGAGAACCUGAGCUAUCCAAAAUUCGAAAAGCAACCUGUGGGGCCGGCUGGGUCAGAUCGAGGUGAUCAUUUCAGAGUGUGGAUAUAUAAACCGAAAGACGAAGCGGAAGGGGAGUCGGGAUCACCCUCGGAGACGGUGCUGACGCUCCCCCUUUCGGGAAAGUUUCGGUUCGAUUUCCAGUUUGGACGGGUUGUUAUGGCGAAGCUCCUUGAGCUUGAAAAUCGAUCUAAUUGGCGAGAUGCCGCACAGCUGCAAGAUGAGGAAACGGCUGAUGCCGAGGCGUUCAAGGCUGCGUUUAAAAGCUUCGACUUUUCGCUCGAAGAAAGCUAG
Messenger RNA from Uncinocarpus reesii 1704, 1647 nucleotides. RefSeq lists its product as uncharacterized. Gene Ontology annotation, cellular component: post-mRNA release spliceosomal complex. The transcript is spliced from 2 exons. The record is from RefSeq and is a predicted model, not a curated record. Gene Ontology annotation, molecular function: RNA lariat debranching enzyme activator activity. Bases 1 to 1647 code for a protein of 548 amino acids. Gene Ontology annotation, biological process: mRNA splicing, via spliceosome. NCBI's taxonomy places the organism in Eukaryota, Fungi, Ascomycota, Eurotiomycetes, Onygenales, Onygenaceae.